UUGAAUUUCUUACAGACUGCCAAACGGAACAGACAAGCAGGUUGUCUUGUGUUAAGGAAAAUGAGAUAUAAGUCAGUUACUCAGGAGGCAAUGCUGCUGUUUAGCUCUUCUGUUUUUGUGGGCAGGGUCUUCAUGAACACUAAUAGGGGUACCAGGCCCUCUUCCUCGUUAGAAGAAAUCAGGAUAACAAAGGCAUAUUGGGCACCUCUACAAAAGGAAUCUGUACCUGUAUCAAGAUGAUCUGAAGAACAGCUUCUACCUUUAGGAAUGUCUAGUGUUCCAAAAUGACUGGCAUCUUCCCUUUUGCCAUUAUCUUCAUGUUAAUACUUCAGAUCAGAAUACAAUUAUCUGAAGAAAGUGAAUUUUUAGUUGAUAGGUCAAAAAACGGUCUCAUCUACGUUCCUAAAGACCUAUCCCAGAAAACAACAAUCUUAAAUAUAUCACAAAAUUAUAUAUCUGAGCUUUGGACUUCUGACAUCUUAUCACUGUCAAAGUUGAGGAUUUUGAUAAUUUCUCAUAAUAGAAUCCAGUAUCUUGAUAUGAGUGUUUUCAAAUUCAACCAGGAAUUGGAAUACUUGGAUUUGUCCCACAACAAGUUGGCGAAGAUUUCUUGCCACCCUACUGUGAACCUCAAGCACUUGGACCUGUCAUUUAAUGCAUUUGAUGCCCUGCCUAUAUGCAAAGAGUUUGGCAAUAUGUCUCAACUAAAAUUUCUGGGGUUGAGCACCACACACUUAGAAAAAUCUAGUGUGCUGCCAAUUGCUCAUUUGAAUAUCGGCAAGGUCUUGCUGGUCUUAGGAGAGACUUAUGGGGAAAAAGAAGACCCUGAGGGCCUUCAAGACUUUAACACUGAGAGUCUGCACAUUGUGUUCCCCACAAACAAAGAAUUCCAUUUUAUUUUGGAUGUGUCAGUCAAGACUGUAGCAAAUCUGGAACUAUCUAAUAUCAAAUGUGUGCUAGAAGAUAAUGAAUGUUCUUACUUCCUAAAUAUUCUGGCAAAACUUCAAACAAAUCCAAAGUUAUCAAGUCUUACCUUAAACAACAUUGAAACAACUUGGAAUUCUUUCAUUAGGAUCCUCCAGCUGGUUUGGCAUACAACCGUAUGGUAUUUCUCAAUUUCAAACGUGAAGCUACAGGGUCGGCUGGACUUCAGAGAUUUUAAUUAUUCUGGCACUUCCCUGAAGGCCUUGUCUAUACACCAAGUUGUCAGCGAUGUGUUCAAUUUUCCACAAAGCGAUAUCUAUGAAAUCUUUUCGAAUAUGAACAUCAUAAAUUUCACAGUGUCUGGUACACGCAUGGUCCACAUGCUUUGCCCAUCCACAGUUAGCCCAUUCCUGCAUUUGGAUUUUUCCAAUAAUCUCUUAACAGACACGGUUUUUGAAAAUUGUGGGCACCUUACUGAGUUGGAGACACUUAUUUUACAAAUGAAUCAAUUAAAAGAACUUUCAAAAAUAGCUGAAAUGACUACACAGAUGAAGUCUCUGCAACAAUUGGAUAUUAGCCAGAAUUCUGUAAGCUAUGAUGAAAAGAAAGGAGACUGUUCUUGGACUAAAAGUUUAUUAAGUUUAAAUAUGUCUUCAAAUGUACUCACUGACACUAUUUUCAGAUGUUUACCUCCCAGGAUCAAGGUACUUGAUCUUCACAGCAAUAAAAUAAAGAGCAUUCCCAAACAAGUCGUAAAACUGGAAACUUUGCAAGAACUCAAUGUUGCUUUCAAUUCUUUAACUGACCUUCCCGGAUGCGGCAGCUUUAGCAGCCUUUCUGUAUUGAUCAUUGAUCACAAUUCAGUUUCCCACCCAUCAGCUGAUUUCUUCCAAAGCUGCCAGAAGAUGAGGUCAAUAAAAGCAGGGAACAAUCCAUUCCAAUGUACCUGUGAGCUAAGGGAAUUUGUCAAAAAUAUAGACCAAGUAUCAAGUGAAGUGGUAGAGGGCUGGCCUGAUUCUUAUAAGUGUGACUACCCAGAAAGUUAUAGAGGCACCCUACUAAAGGACUUUUGCAUGCCUGAAUUAUCCUGCAACAUAACUCUGCUGAUCGUCACCAUUGUUGCCACCAUGCUGGUGUUGGCUGUGACUGUGACCUCCCUCUGCAUCUACUUGGAUCUGCCCUGGUAUCUCAGGAUGGUGUGCCAGUGGACCCAGACCCGACACAGGGCCAGGAACGUACCCUUAGAAGAACUCCAAAGAAAUCUCCAGUUUCAUGCAUUUAUUUCAUAUAGUGGGCACGAUUCUUUCUGGGUGAAGAAUGAAUUAUUACCAAACCUAGAGAAAGAAGGUAUGCAGAUUUGCCUUCAUGAGAGAAACUUUGUUCCUGGCAAGAGCAUUGUGGAAAAUAUCAUCAACUGCAUUGAGAAGAGUUACAAGUCCAUCUUUGUUUUGUCUCCCAACUUUGUCCAGAGUGAGUGGUGCCAUUAUGAACUCUACUUUGCCCAUCACAAUCUCUUUCAUGAAGGAUCUAAUAACUUAAUCCUCAUCUUGCUGGAACCCAUUCCGCAGUACUCCAUUCCUAGCAGUUAUCACAAGCUCAAAAGUCUCAUGGCCAGGAGGACUUAUUUGGAAUGGCCCAAGGAAAAGAGCAAACAUGGGCUUUUUUGGGCUAACCUAAGGGCAGCCAUUAAUAUUAAGCUUACAGGGCAAGCAAAGAAAUAGAUUACACAUCAAGCGAAAAAUAUUCCUCCUGUUGAUGUUGCUGCUUUUGGAAGUUCCAACAAUGACUUUAUUUUGCAUCAACAUAAAUGUAAACACAAUUGUGAGUGUAGGAUGUAGAUAAAAAUAUAUACUUUCGGGCCCCAGUUCACCAUUUAUACGUGGUAUUAAAAAUUAAUGAAAUGAUAUAA
Nomascus leucogenys (northern white-cheeked gibbon) is the source of this 2833-nucleotide messenger RNA. It is a transcript of the gene TLR1, whose product is annotated as toll like receptor 1. Gene Ontology annotation, molecular function: Toll-like receptor 2 binding; transmembrane signaling receptor activity; lipopeptide binding. NCBI's taxonomy places the organism in Eukaryota, Metazoa, Chordata, Mammalia, Primates, Hylobatidae. The record is from RefSeq and is a predicted model, not a curated record. Gene Ontology annotation, cellular component: membrane; Toll-like receptor 1-Toll-like receptor 2 protein complex. Gene Ontology annotation, biological process: cellular response to triacyl bacterial lipopeptide; inflammatory response; toll-like receptor signaling pathway. The transcript is spliced from 4 exons. Bases 285 to 2645 code for a protein of 786 amino acids.